Messenger RNA from Morone saxatilis (striped sea-bass), 1196 nucleotides. RefSeq names its product zonadhesin-like. The record is from RefSeq and is a predicted model, not a curated record. Lineage: Eukaryota; Metazoa; Chordata; Actinopteri; Moronidae. Gene Ontology annotation, biological process: nervous system development. Gene Ontology annotation, cellular component: membrane.
CCUAAGUCAGUCUGGUUGCUAUGGAAAACAAAGUUUAUCAACAAUAAGAUAUUUGUCCAAGUAGCAUCUCUGACAAAAGAGAUGAUGAUUGGAUGAAUUCAUACAAAAACCAGAAUAUGAAAGCUUCAGCCGUUAGCAUUUAUUGUAAUUUCUCAGCAUUAACAUGGAAACCAAAUGUGUCCUCUGCAUUUGACAUAUGUGUAAACAAGCAGUACAUGUAGAAAAGGUGUGUCCAUGUGGUCAAAGUAUUCUGUUUAUUACACAAUAAUCUGUGUAAUGUCUUACAGUACAAGUUCUUUUUUGUAAUAUAGUGUUUGAUGGGCAUCCCCACCCACCAUGUGAACUGCUGAGAGGUCAAAAAACACACAUACACACACAGGCUCAGAUAAACACAAACUCAUAACCAAAGAGAACACACCCUGUCCCUAUCACUCACAGUUAACCAUUUACACAUUUUGCAACAUCAAGUAAUGCAGCAAUUCAGCAUCCACACCACCCACCCAACAACCCCGUCAACAACCCCGUCCAUUCUAGCCCUCUAUAUAAAUUCCCCCGCUGCGUCCCUCUGUCUUCCUCAUCUGCUAACUAACAGUUAGCCAUGCAUACAUUAAUGUUUCUAAUUCUGCUCUUAUGGAUGUGUGGAUGCAGCGCAGGAGGACAGUCACAGCACAGUCUGCAGAAAUCACAGAGAGAAGCAGCAGUGCUGACCUCCUGUGACUUUAACCAGGACAGUGACCCCUUCUGCAGGUUCAGUCAGGACAACACAGACAGCAAUGACUGGACAAGACACAAAGGUCCAACCCCGACAGAUGGCACUGGUCCCCAUGGAGACUACCCUGAUGGAAAGGGCUACUAUAUUUACCAUGAAGCUGACAAUGUGGCUAAUGGACAGAAAGCUCGUCUGCUGAGCCCAGCCCUCUCAUCACCGGCCUCUCAGAUCUGUGUCCAGUUUCGAUACUAUAUGUAUGGUUCAGACAAUAACAAUGUCUUGAGGGUACUGGCCAAGGGGCCUGGAGCUGAGGAGGAGGUCUGGAAGAAGACAGGAAUCCAGAGUCCAUCCUGGCUGCAGGGCUCAGUCACUGUGUCAAAACCCAGCAGUCAGAGUGUCACUAUUGUCUUCGAGGCUCAGAGAGGCUUCAGUCCUUUCUGUGACUCAGCUCUGGACAACAUUGUCGUUACUGAAGGAGCUUGUCCCU